CAUCACCGGGUAAUGGGCGUGUUUCUCCUCACCAACAUGUCGGCGUAGGAGUUUCAACCAAAACUUUACAGUCAAUAUUCACUAAGUUUGGACGUAGAACAGUUCGCAUUUGGAAGAAUAUGGUGUGCGAGCGUAGCGCAGACUUAGUCAAACCUUAUGAGAGUGGUUUAUUUUGUAGGGUUGUAAUUUUUAUAGUAUUUAUUAGCAUAAACUUCGGGGUCUGUGAAUGUGAGGGAAUCAGCCCAGAGAAAUGUCUCAUCUGGGGUCUGGGUUUGAACCCCGACAGGGUUUUACCGGUCCGCUACUUCUAUAUUCAGGCGGUUAAUUCAAAGGGAGAAAACCUGACUUUGUCUCCAGGUAAAGACACAUUCAAAGUGAAGAUAAGCUCCCUGGACAAGAAGGAGCACAUCCGCAUCCACGUCCCCCCACCUCUGGACAGAGAAGACGGGUCCUUCCUUGUGAGGUACCGGCUCUACGGCACAGCGCUGAACGGUCUGAAGAUUGACGUCCUGCACAAUGAUGCUCCAGUUGCCAUGUCACCCUACAUCAUGCAAGGUCCGGUCUAUCAUGAAUACUGUGACUGUCCUGAGCCCGAUGCCUCCGCCUGGCGUAGUGUGAUGCAGUGUCCCGCUGAAGAGCCUCAGAUUCUGGCGGACUUUAAAUCCUUCCCCAGCGUUGACCUGCAGUACAUCAGACAGGAAGUGCCUCCGAGAUUUUCUAACAGAGGAGGUCUCAUUCACUACGCCAUCAUCGACAACCAGCUGUACCGCCGCACUCUGGGCAAAUACACAGACUUCAAGAUGUUCUCUGAUGAAAUGCUGCUCUCUCUAACAAGGAAGGUGAGGGUGCCUGAUGUGGAGUUCUUCAUCAAUGUUGGCGACUGGCCGAUGGAGACGAGGAGGUCGGAUGCUGUUCCUGUCUUGUCUUGGUGCGGCUCCACAGACACCCGUGACAUUGUCCUUCCCACUUACGAGGUCACACACUCCACCCUGGAGGCCAUGAGGGGUGUCACCAAUGACCUGCUGUCUGUUCAGGGAAACACAGGGCCUCCGUGGGUUAACAAAACAUCACAGGCGUUUUUCCGUGGCCGGGACAGUCGAGAGGAACGUCUUCAGCUGGUCUCUCUGUCCAAGCAAAACCCGGAGCUGCUGGACGCCGGCAUCACAGGAUGGUUCUUCUUCAGGGACAGAGAGAAACACGUAGGCAAAACACCACUUGUUGGAUUCUUUGACUUCUUUAAGUACAAGUACCAGGUGAACGUGGAUGGAACAGUGGCAGCGUAUCGUUUUCCUUACCUGAUGCUCGGGAGCAGUCUGGUUCUGAAACAGGACUCGCAGUAUUAUGAACAUUUCUACAGCUAUUUAGAAGCGGGAACUCAUUACAUUCCUGUGAAGAGAAACCUGUCAGACCUUUUGGAGAAAAUCAAAUGGGCCAAAGAGAACGACGCCGAAGCCCAAGAGAUGGCCAGAGUGGGUCAGGCAGCGGCCAGAGAGCUCCUGCAGCCCAGCAGACUGUACUGUUACUACUACAGAGUGCUGCACAUGUACUCGGAGCGACAGACAGGACAGCCUGCACAACAUGCAGACAUGGAGCUGGUGCCUCAGCCAGACGACCACACUGCUGCGUGCACGUGUGGGCGGAAAAGCCACAAAGAAGAAGCCAACACGAAAGAUGAACUAUGAUGGAAUCUGUCGUUAGUCUUUUUUCUCUGAAUCAUUCCUGACAAAUAAAGAGUGAAAAUAACUGAAUGUUCCUGAUGAGAACACAAGAAAAAGUCAAUUCACAAUUUAUAAUUAUAGUUGUUGCCUUUAUUUUGGAUAAUAAAGGAAGCUGUAGGGCAGAUUUACAAUAAAAAGUCUCAUCCUGAGCCAUUUUUCAAUAUGAAGCUGCAGGAACAAAAUUAUAGUCUCUCUCUUUAUUUUUUAAUAUUGUGUGUUAUAUUGUUGUUUUGUACCUUUUGUAAAGCUCCUUUUAGUCAUGUGAGGAAGUGGGGAUAUGAUUACUGUUUUGUAAACGUGCCUUUUCAUUGGAUAUUUGUUUACAGUAUUAACCUAUGGUAAAUAAAUCUUAUACACUACUGUA
Molecule: messenger RNA, 2082 nt
Organism: Seriola aureovittata
Lineage: Eukaryota; Metazoa; Chordata; Actinopteri; Carangiformes; Carangidae
Gene: poglut3
Product: protein O-glucosyltransferase 3
Exons: 6
Coding region: 120-1682 (520 amino acids)
Cellular component (GO): endomembrane system
Molecular function (GO): glucosyltransferase activity; protein binding
Source: RefSeq, a predicted model, not a curated record